This is a messenger RNA of Phaedon cochleariae (mustard beetle), 4545 nucleotides long. The record is from the annotation of a GenBank genome assembly. NCBI's taxonomy places the organism in Eukaryota, Metazoa, Arthropoda, Insecta, Coleoptera, Chrysomelidae.
AGUGCCCAGCUAACUUGACUGGGAAUCGUCGGAAUCGUCGUUCGAUUAGCGCCUUGUGACACCUGUCAAAUUUCCCGUAAACAGGUGAACGAGUCCGCGACAGUGUGAUGUCUGUCUGCUCGGCCUGCUGAUCUGAUGAUACUAUGUGUUUAGCUAUCUCCGGGCACUGAUUUUUGGAUAAAUAUAGUGUGGUGCGAAAAUAACAUCGUCCAGAAGAAACGAGAAAAUGGAUAUGACACCAACGUAUUGGGAGGAAAAUUCGAACAUUCAACGCGUGAAGUAUGAAAGAAAAAUCGAUCUUACACAAAAUAAGUACUUCUACGCUUCUACCAAUAUUUGAUGGGUCUCGCUUCCACCAAAAUUUGAAGGGCCUCGCUUCCACCAAAAUUUGAAGAGCCUCGCUUCCACCAAAAUUUGAAGGGCCUCGCUUCCACCAGAAUUUGAAGGGCCUCGACCGAAAAUUUGAGAGGAAAGUGGAAUAUUUUAGGCUGUUUUUUGUCUUUUCAAAUUUUGUAUCAGAAUUAUUCAAACAAUAUUCGUUUGUAGCAGAAUUCUUCAUUAAAAAUAUAUGCGAAAUGUAGAUGAAAGUGAAAUCGAAGAGAAUGUUCUGGUACUUGCAUAUCUCCAAGAAGUGUAAAAAUGAAGCAUCAAUCUUUGAGAACAAUUCAUUUAAAUCUGUGCUAAGCAUGACAAUAAACGUGAAACAAAGUUGUGGUUCACAUGACGAAACCAGAAUGAAAGACGAGCGAGGAAUAUAUGCUUGUUGUGAUACGAAUUUAAAUUUUUCCACAGCGACCUGUAGCGAAGACGAUUGUGAAUAUGGACCUUAUAAGAAAAAUAAAGUUGCUAGACAAGAUCCAAUGUCGCACCGCAUUAUAGAAAAAAGGAGGAGAGACCGAAUGAACAACUGUUUGGCAGACUUGUCAAGAUUGAUACCGACCGAAUACCUGAAAAAAGGUAGAGGAAGAAUCGAAAAAACAGAAAUAAUCGAGAUGGCCAUCAAAUACAUGAAAUACCUGCAACAAGACCACGCCACACCCACAGAACAUUAUAGGCUGGGUUACCAGGAGUGCAUGUCGGAAGCGAUGCGCUUCAUGGUGGAAGUCGAAGGCCGCUUCCCGCGCGAGGCAGUCUGCGUGCGCCUGCUGAACCACCUGCAGAAGCACUGCGAGUCCGUCUCGCGCGCCCCCGCUUUCGACCCCGAUCGGCUGUCGUCGGAGCACAUCGUGCCGGGCCCGAACACGACCGAACCGCUGCCGAACGGGGCGCUAUCGACAGGAAGCGAGUAUGCCGGGCCGAAAGCGGAGCCCGAGGCCAAUAACAACAACAGCUCUUUCGUUGUUAGGCCUAUAGACAUCGACGACUCCACCAAAAACGACCAUUCACCUGAUACGGACUAUGAAAAACAACAACCCGAGAACAACGGAGCGUUGUACAAGUACAAAACUAACAUUAAACUGAGGUUCUCGCAAGAUGUGAACGGUGGCAUGCAAGAGACUACCAAAAGAGAAAAGCUGGAGAACGGGAGGAGGACCUCGCUAACCAGUAUCGAAACACAAAGUAUGAGCCACAGUUCUCCUCCGAGCAGCGAGCCCUGCCACCGGAUAUCCGACAGUGAAACCCAUCGUAGAUCCCCCUCAGACAACAGCACCUCCUCCACCACCAACAACAAUAACAACCACCUCAAAUCCGAUCUGUCUCGAAACGAGGCGUCACAAAGAUAUUCGCCCGCCCUCAAACGCCUCUCAACCCAACACAAUUUCAACGUGCCCAUCUUCGUGCUGCACGCCAAAGGGUCGUACUACGUGCCCUUGACCAUCGACUACAAGACCCUUUUGCCCUUUCUGCAGAACUACGACAUUCUGGAGGUGUUGCCGAGCAUGCACGUGUUGCAUCCCGUCACCAUCAACGUCAACUUCACUCCGAGUUUCAAUGGCGAGAUGAGUACAAAGUACAAAAGUGAAUGCAACAGCUGGCAUUAGGCAGGGUAUGUGCGUUCGAAAUUUCGGACGCGUAUGGAAAAAAUUCGUAAUUGGACGCAAAUCAUCUGGAAUCAGUGAGGUGGCGCGGCCACCAGUAUUUUCAGCUCAGCGGCUGUCAAAAACGACUAUUCUGCAGUUUUCUAUGAUGUCGACAAAUUGACUGUAUUUCAGAGGGGUAUUUUCUUGAUAGACCAGGUUCAAAACGUUAUGAAAUCAUAAAUUCCCUUGAUGAAACUGUGGCGUCAUCAAUGAACGCAAUCGAUUCUGGUUAUAAUUCUGAAAGAACGGUUCAGAAUCGAAAGCAACUCUGAAAUAGGGUUUUGAAGUUAUGAUUAUUCUAAUGAAUAAAACAGACAAUGAAAAAUCGAUCUUGAUGAAAGCUUCCCUGAAUUAUAUGAGGUUAGUAUAUUGAGUUUCUCCUUUUCCUAUCAACCUCAAGGUUUAUCAACAGUUGCUCCUCUGAAUGGAAGAUUCAUGUCUGGAGUCUAUCCAACAUAAGAUGUGUCUGAAACGAUUUUUCCUGGGAUCCAAAUUCACAACCUCUGAGUAAUUGAAAAUUGUGCAAAAUAAAUUCCUGAGGGUCGUGCAUUGUUGGACAUCGAUUUAAGUUUGUUAAUAAAGAGGAACAAAUUGUUGAAUGAGGAUCGGUAAAAGGUGAAUAAUUUCCAUAUUGAUACUUUAAAUUUUUGAAACUAACAAAUGUUAUUUCAAAAAUGUCUGCCUUCCUGAAAUAGUUGAAUGACGUCACCUUCGAAUACGGCUCAAAAUCGACUUUGAAUGCGGUUCAACAAGAGAGAAAAAUCUCAAAUUUCAACAGCCGACAGCGAGAUGGGAGAUGACCAAAAAGUACGAAGGAGAAUGGAACAGUUGACGUCAACUUCACUCUAAGGUUCGAUAACGAGAUAAUAAACAAGUACAAGAACGGUUACACUAUUUGGCAUUAGGUUUAAUUUCAUUCGAAAUUUCGGACGCGUAUGAAACUUGAUUCAAGUCCUCUGUUGUAAGUAGGGUGGCGCCCGCUUCAGCAUUUUUUGCGGUACUCGACUGAUGAAAAGUACCAUGUGUAUUUCAAAUACAUAAAAGGGGUGGAAAACCCUUAUGAAAGGUGAACUUAUGAGAAGGUGGUUGCGCCACGAUUAUUGGAUUGAUUCCAGCAUGCUCAGCUGUCAAAAACGACUAUUCUGCAGUUUGCACUUUACACCUAUCCUGUGGUAGGUACUUUUUCUGUAUAUAUGCUGGAGUUUGUGAAGGGUGAAGUACUAAAAAGGCUGUGAUGGUCAGAGGAAUUUUCCAAGACUGAUUUGAAAAAUAUAGUCUGUAAAUGAACCAGGUGAAGUUUUUAACUGUCUUAGUGUAAAGAUUAUACACAUGUUUGUCAGGAUUUUUUAUUUUGUGUGUUCCUGGAAUCUUCCAUGUGAAUGUAAUAUCGGGUUGAAAACAAUGUUUUCAGAUAAUUCAACCUUGAAAUUUGAGUAAAACUAAAAUAUAUUGCCACCACGCGAUUUCUGAGUAUUAUUUGGUUGUAAUUCAUUAGGUCAUCAUAAUUCAGUUUUGGAGGUAAUCAUCGCAUGAAAAAUGGCAGAAUUUUAAAAGAUCACAACUUGAUAAUCAUGAUGAAGCAAAAGAAGCAUUGUUUAAUUCACUAUUCUACACAUUAAAAAACUAAUAUGAUUUCUCUUAUUUCUCCACAAAUUCUUUUCAAGUGAUAAAACUAUGCCUUAGAAAUCAAAAUUUGCAAGUGAUCAUUAAGUAAAUAAACCAAGAACCAAACAACCAAAACCAUCAUACUAUCAGUAGAAUGUUUUACAUUAGGUGUGUAGCUUGGCUGUGAGUGUUGAAAGAUGUUAUUUAUGAUGGUUAUAAUUGGUCAACUUUUUCCAAAAAGUAGGAAUGAAAACGAUCUGUGUUCAAAAUUUGCAAUUUGUUGGUAUUUAAAGAGGCUCAAAUUUGAAUUAUUGGUUAUCUUUUCAAACUGUUUGGUGAUACUGUGACCUGUUAGUAGAAAUAAAUGAGAUAAAUCAAUACUCAAGUUAAAUAUUUGCAGGAUUGUUGAUAGGAAUAGAUCCAGUGUACAUUUUGUUCUGAUUUUAGGAACUGAAUUAUAAAAUAUCAUAUUUGUAAUGUAAAAAUGUUGUUGUUGAAUAUUGAAAUGUUUCAUUGUAUUUCAUGUUGUCACAAAGUGUAAAUAUUUUAAACUACCAACACUGAAUGUGUUUAAUAAUGGAAAUAAUGAGUAUAUCUUAUUUUUAUAUCUACAUUUUAUAAAUGGUAUAGGCAGAUAUGAUUGUAAAUAAUCUCAACUAAGAAAAACAAUAACUGUUUAAUAAAAUUGAAAGAGAACCAAUACUGGAGUAUUAUUGAAUAUCAUAGGAUAGGAGUAUGAAUGAAUACUUUUAAUAAUAACAUAAGUGAUAAUGAUAACUCAUGAUGACUAUUAUGUUCAGCAUUUCAAUAAUUCAGGAAAAGAGCAAAACAUGUUAGGAAAAUAAAAUCCAGAACACUGGAGAGUAAAUAGCUAUUCUUCAUUCAAUUUUAUUCAGAAUAAGAACAAAUGAAGGUAUAA